Molecule: messenger RNA, 6755 nt
Organism: Drosophila takahashii
Lineage: Eukaryota; Metazoa; Arthropoda; Insecta; Diptera; Drosophilidae
Biological process (GO): regulation of DNA-templated transcription
Cellular component (GO): nucleus; PML body
Molecular function (GO): transcription corepressor activity; transcription coactivator activity; zinc ion binding
Source: RefSeq, a predicted model, not a curated record
UUUUGGUUCUCGACGUGAACGGACGUGUGUGCUCGUGUGAUGCGGCGCCAGUUGGCAGGUACGGUACAGGUAGCGUAGUUUACCUUUGCCGCUCUACAAAAGUCAAAUAACAAUAACAACAACAACAACAACGACGGCGAUAAUCGCAGCAACAACAACGACAAUUGCAACAAUAGGCGCAUUCUUAAUUGUGUUUACCUUUGAUUGUCAUUCGCCAGCGUUACAUACACAGACUCACAGAGAUAAACAUACAUUUUAUAACUGCGAUUUGACUGCGUGCGUGUGUCGUCGCGUCUCCUCUCGCCCCCCGCCCGUCGCCCCUCUAUUUUGUUUGUUUGUUUUUGGUUCUUGUUCUCUCGGGUUUUCCUUCAAUUGGAAUGUGCAGCGAAAAGAACGACGGCAAGAAGAAAAGCCAGGCGCAAAGAACAAAUCAAAUCAGAGCAACGGUUUUAAAAUUUAUAUAAGCACUAACAUAAUUUACUAUUCUCGCAAACACACACACACACAUCGACGACCACAGACAUUCAAGGCAACUACUUUAAAAAAAGCAGUAAUAAAUACAAUUUUACACAUUCACAUUCCAUUUUGAUUCUGUUGUGUGUGAAAAACUUAUAAGAGAAAAACAACAAAAACAACGAAAACCAACGGCAAAUAACAAAAAGUAUCAACGGCAACAAUAACAACAACAACAACAGUGAGCAGCAUAGCAAAGCAGCGAAGUCAACGUCAAAACCGAAGAAGAAGAAGCAAGAUAAAUACAUAGCAAUUUCGACUAAAUAAAGUUUACCAAACGUCGUCGGUACAAUCGGAACGUUCCGUUCCUGCGUUUCAGUUCUUCCUUUCCGUUCGUUCCGCGCGCUCCUCUCUCGCGUGAGAGAGAGUGCUGCCACUUGUUGCCGGCUCGGCUUGGGGACACUCUCUCUUCCCAUUCCAUCAUUCCAUCGAAGCACGGAUACGAUAACGCUACCGAUUGAUCCAAUCCGAUCGGAUCCGAUCUGUUCGAUCCACAUCCACCCACUACCGGCGGAGAUUUGGAAGCAGUAGACGCCUGAACCAUUGGAAGAGGCAUGCAGUUGAUGGCCAGCGGUUACUCCUGCAGCAGCUCCAUCUCCUUCAGAUCCUUCAGUUCCAGUUCCCUCCGGUCCAAACUCUCGCGAUGGAGAGCGAUGAACAGCAGCAGGAGGUUGUGGGCGGAAGUGCACCGUUAUGUCGCAUCUGCAUCACCACCCACCAUCAGCAGCCGAACAACAACACCAACAACACGACAGCAUCCCCAGCCAACCUGCCAAUGAUACCCAUCUUCGGGGAGGAUGCGCUCUGGCAGAAGAUUACCACGCUGGCCAACGUCAAGAUCAGCAAGAACGACACUCUACCGCAACAGGUGUGCGUCGCCUGUGCCAAGUCGGCUAUUUCGGCCUGCGUGUUCAAGAAGAAGUGCGAGGAGGCGGACCAUUUUUACCGCCAGCAACUGAGGCUCCAGAAGAUCGAGGGCGCGGAUCCGCUGGAGACGAGCGCCUCCGCCGGCGACCAGGCCAAAAGCAGCGGCUGCAGCAGCGGCAGCGGGAGCAGCAGCGCCAGCGGCAGUGGCAGCGGCAGUUCCUCCAGCAGCAGUUCCUCCUCCGACGACGAGGACGAGGACAAUGAUCAGGAUCAAGAGCAGGAUCAGGAACAGGAACUGGAUGAAGUGGAGGCCGGGGAGGCUGGCCACAAGCGGCUGCAGAAUGGCUACAGCCCGGUUAUCAAUGGCCAUCGAGGUGAUGGCGUUCAGGAGGAGGAGCUGAUGGAUGACCAUCAUCACGCAGCUGGCCACGAAGAGGAGGAACAGGAUGAGCAGGAUCACCAUCGCAAUGGGCUGGAGUUGGCGGAGGUAAAUCCCGAGGAUGAGGACGAUGACGACGUGGAGGAGGUAAAUCCAAUGAACCACCACCAUCACCACCACGAUAAUAACGACGACGAUGGCGAAAUAACCGGCCAUGCCGGGCAUCCCAAGGAACCGUUCGACUUCAACUCGAUUCGCCUGAUGCAGGAGUACAUGCAGCAUCAGAUGAACAAGUUCCCCAAUGGCUCCGCCGCCGGUGGUCACCCGGAUAUGGAGCUCGAUCUCGACCAGCAGCAGCAUCAUCAUCAUCAUCAUGAUGACGAUGACGAGGACAUGUCGCUGCCGCUGAUACCCGAGAUCGAGUUGAUCACACCGGGCGAUGAGGCGCCAGCGGAUGCCUCGAAUCACAAUGACUUGGACUUGGUCAAUGGCGUGGGCGUGGGUGUGGGCGUGGUCCAGGGGAUGCGGGGACCGGGCUUCCAGUGCCCCCACUGCUAUCAGAUCUUCGAGAUGAAGCAGAUCCUCAAGGCGCACAUGCAGAGUGUCCAUGGAGCACCGGGACCGGUGUACGAGUGCAGCAACUGCCGCAAGACCUAUUUCUACAAGCGUUUCCUCGAGAAGCACAUACGACGUGGUCGCUGUGUGAAGAAGCGUCGCAAUCAAACUCGGCCCAUGCAGUGCUCCGAUUGUCAUGUCCUCUUCCCCACGGGCCACCAUUUGGGCUGGCAUAAGCGCACCGGCUGCCCCUCGAAGGCGGCCAAAAUGCCCCUGCAGCAGCUUUUCAAGCAGAACAUUGUGCAGUUCAACAAUUUCCCCAAGCGGAUUGCCGCCGGCGGAGGAGGAGGAGGAGGAGGGGGAGCGGCACGCAAACCAACGGCUCCCGAGCUGCACAUCAACAAUCGCAAACUGGGCUUGGCCAACAAGCGAAAGGGACGCACUCGCAUCAAGCUGGACGCCAAGAAGAUUGCCCUGGCCAAGCAGUUGAUACUGCGCGAGGCCACCACCACGGUGAUUGCCAACGAGCUGAACAUCUCGCGCACCUUCGCCUGGCGCCUGCGCAAAAGCCUGGUCAACGGUGUCAGUCUGCAUGAGCGCGUCGUGGAUCCCUCGCAGGAGGAGCAGCACCUGCAACAGCUGCAGCAGCAGCAGCAUCAUCACCAUCAGCAGUUGCAAUUGCAGCAGCAGGAGGAACAGCAACAGCAGCAACGCGAACGGGAACAACAUCACUUGAGCAGCCUUCCCUACAGCCACCUUGGCCUGGGUCUCAUCAAAGAGGAGCGGCAGGACAGCGAGGAUGAGGAGCAGCAGCAGCAGCAGCGGCAGCAUCACCAUCACUCGCUCGGUCUGGUGGACGAGUGCGGAGCGGAUGAGAUUGGGGCCGAGGAAACGGCUGGCUAUAUGGGCGAUGAGGAUGCCGUGAGCGGCCUGCUCCACAAUGGAGGCUACGACCCGGAUCCCGAUUCCGAUCCCAUCGAGCACGAUCCCUUCGAGGGCACCGAGAACCAUGAGCAUCCUGCGAACGGUUCGGUUUCGCCCGCAGCGAAACUUGUGCCGCCAUCGGGGGUUCCGGUACCGGUGCCUGUUCAGGUCCAUGCUGCUGCCGCCGCCGCCGCCGCCGCUCGGAGCGAUGUGGAGGUCUACAAGCGGCUGCUGGCCGAGUCGCAGCACUUUCCCCACAUCGUCAACGCCCAGCAGUUGCAGAUGCAGCAGCAGCACCGCGAGCGGGAGAGGGAGCAGCGGGAUCGCGAGCGGGCAAGGGAAAGGGAGAGGGAAAGGGAGCAACUGCAGCAGCAGCAGAAGGUCCACAACGGUGGAAUGCCGAUGCUCACUCGUUAUCCGCCCGCCGUCAUGCACGCCCUGCCCGUCAACCUGUCCCUGCGCUCCAUGCCCCCCCACAUGAAUAGCAACGAGAGCAACGGCAGCUCCAGCAGCAACACGGCGGCCCCAGUUCCCGUUCCUGUUGCCGGCUCAUCGGCAGCCACCUCGACUGGCGCCACGCCGACUGGCAAGAAGCCCCGCAAGCCGAACGUUUUCAUCGACGACGAGAAGUACGCCAUGGCCAAGUUGUUGGUGGCCCAGAACUCCUCCACCAUGGAGAUAGCCAGGGCCCUCAAUGUAUCCCAAAUGACGGCCUGGAAGGUGCGCGAUGCCAUUCUCAAGGGAGUGCCGCUCUCCUAUCGCAACAAGCGAUCCGAUGGCAGGCAUUCGGAGGAGUUUAGCGUCAAGGAGCAGCAGCAGCAACAGCAGCAACAACAGGAGCAACAGCAACGCCAACAGGAGAUGCAGCGACAGCAGCAACAGCAAAUGGAACAAAUGGAGCUAAUCAAACAGCAGCGUCAGCAACAGGAGUUGCUACUCCAGCAGCAGCAGCAACAGCAACAGCAGCAGCAACAACAGCAGCAGCAGCAGCAACAACAACUGCGUCAUCACAGCACACCGGCGGACACAUCACACUAUCAGCAACAGGCGGCGCCAAAGAUGCUGCAUCCUCGCCGCCGCCUAAAAGCAGCGGAACGCGAGCUGCGCGACAAGGAGAUCACACGCGAAAUACUCGAGCUGAUCAAGGAGGACAGCAAUAUACAGUACUGGAAGGUGUCGGCUCGCCUGGCCGAGAAGGGCAUCAAUAUAUCGCCCUCGUCCGUCUGCCAGAAGCUCAAGUCGAUGGGCAUCCACCGGCGCUGGAAGCCGGGCGACAAGCCACCCAUGCUGGCGAUAAGUCAGCUCAAAGCGGCCACUGUGGCGGCCGCAGCGGCGGCAGCUGGCCUGGCCGGCGUCGGCGGAAGCGCCGGAUUGGCCGGCAACAGCUUUGGCCUGGCAGACGACGGCUACGAGCAGCAGCAGUUCGACAUGGGCGGGCACUUUCUCAGUGCCUUUACGCGCUAGACCAGAAGUCCUGCCCAUCUGGGCCUACAUUUAAAUACUACAGUGGAUUGUAGGCAUCGUAGGCAUCAUUUGACUGGGAAAUUGUAGGUCUAAAGAGCUGAGUUUUAAGUUAUUGAAGCCUUUGAGGGUUGAUUUUGGUUUAAGAUACAUUUCUUUUAUGAACAAAAUUAUAAGUAGCCAAUAUAAAAAUAAUUCUACUCGGCAGCUGUUUAGUUUUAUGUUGAAUGUCAUUGAGAAAUUCAUUGCAGAUCUACCAUUUCCCAGGCGAAAUGCCUAGAAAUUUGCCCACAAUUACCACUGUGAGUUUAACAUAUAUACAUUUUUGUUUUUCGAGCCACCCUAAUCCAUAUGCAUAGACCAGCACAGCAACAACAAGGUGUAUUUUUUAUAUAGUAUUUGAAAGAGAGAGAGCGCGCUUGAAAUGUAUUUGUAUUUGUAAUCGUUAUGAGAUAGCAUAUAUUGUAUGAUUCUGUAUUAGAUUUAUAUAUCCAAUAUAUAUGCUAAGCAUUCCUAGAAUGUCACACACACACACACAAAGAAAAUGAAAAAGAAAAACGCCCAUUCCAAGCGAGGAAAUGAUUUCCUUUCUUUAAGUUCAGUAGCUUCCUUUUCCUCUUCCUCCAUCCACACACACACACACAAACACACUUAGCUGAUAAUGUAAUAAUUUAAUUAACAUAUUUAUUGAUCGUAUGUCCUUGUGAGUGUGUGUGUGUGCGCUUUAACUGAGAAAUGUAUUUAAAGAUUUUCACCAUUUUUAAUUUAUUUAUUUUACUCACGCAUACACACACACACACAUAUAAGCAAUUAUUCAGUACUGAACUUUAAUUUAGUUAAAUUAAUGCAUCAAACGAAGAAAUAACAAUCAGAACAAAGCAAACGGAAGCAGAACAAACAGCAGCUAGAGAGAAAGUUAAGAAAGCUAGCAACAUAAGUGCAAUUAUAAACUACAUGUGUAAACCUAAAGAACCAGAAGAAUGUAAAAUGUUUUACGUGUGACCGAAAUAGAAGAUAGGAGAGCGAGAGAAGGGGAGAAAGAGAGGGAAAAUUGUCUAUCCAAUUUAAGACCUUAGCACCACUGAACAUUUUAGAACCAACUUUCAUAUCUUCAGAUAUCCUAAACUAAAAGAUAUCUUCAUUUUAAAACGCUAACUGAUGAAAAACUUGUGUUUUUUGGUUAAAAGUGUAGAAAGAAAUGUUCAAAUUUAAAAUAAGUUUAGGUCAAUUAAAACAACAUUUAGUUUUUACUUUAGAACGACUUUUAUACAUUCCCAAAGACAUACCAAAAUUUUGUUUAGCACUAUAAACAGGCUGAAAAUCGAAACAUCACCCACAAAAAGUUUGUUUUUUGUGUGUGUUUACAGUGGUGUUGAGCCAUUAGUUAAUAACUUUGAUUGGGAGAACCAAUUUAAGGUUUACACUUCACUCCCCAACUUUCCUCCUCUUCUUUCUCCUGGUCGUUUUCCAUAUAGACAGCUACUCCGAAUCCAUCCUCCCAACCAAGCCCCAAUUUAUGUAAGAAAGCUAUGGAAACAAGGCAAACGAUCAAUUUUUGAAAACGUCGUAGCAAAUUGUUAGUUAAAAAUGAGAAGAAAACUAAAUAACACAAAAGAUCAAAAGAAAAAAGAUGGAAAAAUAUGAAGACAAGCUGAGGACUCAGAACUGUAUUUAUUUACAGUCAAUUUUAGGAACAUUUAUUUUAUUAUUAUUAUUUUUUUGUUGUUGUGGAUGAAAUUCUAUUCGUCUGCGAUUUAUUUUUGUAUAGCUUUUAAGGUCCGAAGUUAGAGCAAAAGAGAUAGCAAGAGAGAGCGAGUGAAGGUUGAUAUAGUAUUUUUUUUAUAUUUUUGUACAAUUUGAAAUUGUAACUGCUUUUUAUCAAUCAAUCAAUGAAUGAUUCCCUCCCUCCACCAACCCACACACACACACAUACACACGCAUACUGUGCAAAGUAUUUUCUAUAUUCAUUACAUAUAAAUAUAUCCAUAUAUAACUAAACUAAAUUUAUAAAAUAGUUUUUUUGUUGUUUUUUUUUUUACAUCAUAUAUAUAUUUAG